AGCUGUCAUCCAAUCACGCCGCUUUGUUCUCUGAACUGUGCCCCAUUGCGAUCAUCGCAGUCAUGUUUUCCGCCCACAUUACUCGCACUGGACACUUUGCUUGAACACUGAAAUCUUGAGAAAUGAAAUCGAUGGUUUCCCAACUUCUCAGUGAUCUGCAGGCGAGCCGGAAGAAUGGAUUAAUGACAUAUCACCGUUACGUCGACGGAUUAACCUGCUUCUACUGUACCCUAUAAAGACGCAGCUCGAUACCUUUCCAUCGCUACAUUCAAGCUCUUUCCAUCAUGGUGACUUCUAUCGAUCAAGCUCGCUGCAUCCUCGUUGUCGGCGCUACCUCCGGGAUCGGACGCGCGCUUGCGCUCGCUAUCUCUGAGCUGCCGAGCAAGCCCACCGUGAUCGCUGCUGGAAGAAGAGCAGAUCGCCUGGCUGAACUUGCCGCCAAGGGCCUGAAGACUGUCCAGCUCGACGUCACUGAGGAUGAUGCGGCGUUGAAGACCAAGGUCGACGCUUUGAUCGCCCAGUACCCUACUCUCGACGGAGUCUUGCUGUGCUCAGGGAUCCAAUACCAGCAGAACUUCUUGGGCGAGGUCAAGCUUCAGGAAAUGAAGAAAGAAGUGCAGGUCAACUACUUGGCGGUGGUGACCCUCAUCACGUUGUUCUUGCCGCACUUCCUGAAGCUUUCGGGCGAAGGACUGCCGUCCUGGAUCAUCCCUGUUUCCUCAGGCUUGGGCAUCCUGCCUUCUAGCCAGAUGCCCAACUACUCUGCGACUAAGGCCGCCCUGCGCAGCUUCACGAUCUCUCUGCGCGACCAGCUGACUGAGACCAAGGUCGGUGUCAUCGACAUCAUCCCGCCCCUGGUCGAGUCUGAGCUGCACGAUGAACAAGGCACUACCGCAUUCCUGUCGAAGAUCUGGAUGCCGCUGGUGGACUACACAGCCCACACGCUCAAGGGCCUGCGCGAAGGAAAGACAGAUAUCGGAGCGGGCAUGUCCGAGAAGGGCGUCGAGCGUCUCAUCGCUGCUGGGUUCAACGUCCCCAUGCCCAUUCCCAAAUUCCACUAAUUAGUGUCACUGCGAGUGCCCCGAAUGUAAUAAUCACAUGAAAUGAUAAACAGAAAUCCCGUAGCAAGUGUCGAAUGAUGCAGCGCAUCUUAGCGAUUGGGUUCGUUUCGGAAACGGUCUCGAAGCAGAUCGCUUCGGAUUUCCUGCACCUGCCAGCAGCAAUGCGAAAUUGGAAGGGUGAUACAACGUGCUGUCGUCAGAAUGCGCCAGAAAGCAAUGGUUUCUGGAAUCUCAGUAGCAUGAUCACUAUAACCUGCCUGCCACCGAGUGAGCUGACCGGGUGACUCCAGCUCGAGAAGAUGCACUGGCUGCCAGCCUUCCGAAGCUCCAGACCAUCCAUGAGAUCCCCGUCCACAUAUGUCAGUAACCUCGUGCUUCGUCGACAAAGGGUAGAGUUUGUGGCGCAGAAAAAUGCAGCGAGGGCCAAGAGUUGUCCUUGUGGCCGCGUCGCGAGCAGGGAUUCAGAUGGGCGGACACUUUGAUUUGCCGAGAGACCAGCCGGUCUUCUGAGACGAAGCUGAGUCUUGAAGAGUUCCCAGUGGGACAAGCAAGCGAUACGGCUCUUUCGGAAAUUGUCCAGGAUCCGAACAAUUGCAUGGAGUUCUCUCCGUGGAUGUAUUGGAGAGGGAUUGAUCAUGGUGAGCUGAGC
This is a messenger RNA of Mycena citricolor, 1710 nucleotides long. NCBI's taxonomy places the organism in Eukaryota, Fungi, Basidiomycota, Agaricomycetes, Agaricales, Mycenaceae. The record is from the annotation of a GenBank genome assembly.